Messenger RNA from Oryzias melastigma (Indian medaka), 1818 nucleotides. RefSeq names its product protein C19orf12 homolog. NCBI's taxonomy places the organism in Eukaryota, Metazoa, Chordata, Actinopteri, Beloniformes, Adrianichthyidae. The transcript is spliced from 3 exons. The record is from RefSeq and is a predicted model, not a curated record. Bases 628 to 1053 code for a protein of 141 amino acids.
UUGGUUUAAAGCACCAAGACUAUGACUCUUUAAUCAUAUAUUUAACAACUAAUUUUAAGUAUAAAAUCAUUCUUCAUUUUUAAGUGCGAGAAAAUUGUACUUUUAUUUAGAUGUAAAAUUAUCAUUAAAAAUGAAAUAAAUUAGUUGUAAUUAAUUUGAGUAACAAUCACUACUUAAAGCAAACGUUGUUUUUUUUUAGAUUUGUUUUAAAAUGUAGGCCUAUAGACUUAUUGUUUUUGGUUGUCGUUGAUCGAAUAAAACCCAAUUUAUUCAUUUUUGUUUUUUCUUUUUCUUUGUUAGGCGCAAAUUUUAAAAAUGGUGGUGUUCGUGCGCAUGCGCACAACUUCGAACUAAACACUAAGCCUUAAAAUGUUGUAAUUGUUUUUAAAUAAUUUGCAUAUUUGUUGAAUAUGAGUUAAAGACAGCAAACGUUUGAAAAAUUAUUCAAGAAAAAAAAUCUGGUUUCGGGUCGAGAGGUGUCGGGAUUUCACCGGAAGUGCUCCCUCCUUCCUCUGAUCUGCUACGAUCUAACUUCAGCUUCAGAACGACCGAAGUUUUACGGCCAUAAUUCAUAUCAUCCGGGGAAUUUUUUACAGGUGUGACUCCGCCCAUCUUCCACUCACAGACAUGGCUCCACGAGUCGACGACAUUAUGCGGCUGUGCUGUGAGUUAUCGGCCCACGAUAAGAUCAAAGUGGCCGUCAAAAGCUCAGCCAAAGGAGCGGCGGUGGCGGGAGGCGGGGCCUUUGUGGGAGGCCUGUUUGGAGGACCAAUGGGAAUCGCUGUGGGUGGCGCUGUGGGCGGUCUCCUGGGCAGCUGGCUGACCAGCGGGCAGUUCCAGCCUCUGCCUCAGAUCCUGAUGGAGCUCCCUCCGAACCAGAAGCAGAAGCUCUACAACGACGUCAUGCAAGCGUUGGGCCGGCUGGACUGGACCGACGUGGCGCAGCUCAUCGCCCUGGUGAUGGGCAACGCCACGCUCAAGCAGCAGGUCGUCUCGGCGCUCAUCAGCUACGUCGCCAAAGAGCUGAGGGCAGACGUGCGUUACCAGGACUGAAACUGUCAGCCUGUUUUUAUCCAGCAGGUUUUGAUCUACCUGAAGACACGAUGACCUCUGAACAUUUCACCUCCAGGACAAUCGUACGUUUGAAAGUCCUAAAUCAGGUUCCACAUUAGGAACGUGCUCCAAGCUGCCAGCAGAGGGCGCUAGAGUCCCUGCAGAAAGAGUGAAGUGUCAAACUUUCACAUAGUUUACCUAAAGCUGACUCAGGAUUUAAAAGAAGAAACUUUCACUUUAAAUCAGGAAGAAUGAUUGAUGCCAUCCACACGGCUCACAGGUUUCCAUGGAAACGGUGAAAACAUUAUCAUCUCUGGAGCCCCAUGUGGAUUUUUUAUUCUGUCAUUGUGACUCUUUAGGUUUGAAGAAAUGUGCUAAUAAUCUGAAUUAAUCGUAGGUUUUAGUUUAGGUUCAUUUGUUUUAGUGAAGUUUAGUCAUUUGUGUCAGAAAACUGAGCAAAGUGAGGUCUGAGUUACUUUCAUCGGGAUUUAUUCUGUUAUUACAAAUGUAUCAUGUUUUUAUAUUUGAAAACAAUAGAUUCUGACUUCCUUGUCUUUUAAAUUGAAUCUGCUGCAGCAGGAAGAUCUGAUUUGACACAGAAUGUAUUUUAUUUUGAAAGGAACUUGUAUGUAAAAGAAGUUACUGUUGUGAUGCACAGAAAAAUAAAACUGUAUUUUAUUACUGAAAAUCUUUUAAAAAAAGCUAAAUUUCAUAAAGUGAAAGACUUGAUGGCCUCAAAAACAUAAAUAAAGUUUAUUUUCUAAA